UAAUUACAGGCUCCUAUUAGGUCGAUCUACCCUCCCAGGGGUCUCAAAUUUUCAUUUAUUCCCCCGUUCAGGCUUCCCCUGCGUGCCAGUGUGCGUCGUUUGAAGUGCCAUUGAGUCUCCUGAUCCAACGGAGGGAAGAGCUCGCUUCAAAAAAGCAGCAGAAUUCCAGCCUUCCUCCACCGAACGUAAACCAAGAGAUUACUCACAUGCGCAUCUGUUAGACAUCAUCAUUUCUGCAACCGUAGUCAUUCAGGAUCUUGAGUCAACAGGAAGAAGAGGAAAACUUCUCCGAAGAUGGUGUAAGAUCCAGGGGCAAGACAGUGUGACAUGAGUGGUGUAUGUUCGGUGUUUGGAGUUUGCGUGAGUGGACAACUGCUGAGGUACAAUUUCCCGUGUACACCCAGCUGAAGGGAAAAAAAAACUAUUCGUCUGUGUAACAAGCCCCGUGAUCUGAAAGUUCAACAAAACGUCGCGAGCCCCGAAAGAACGUCACUCCAUCUGGAUUUGUACAAUCUUGAUCUAUCCUUUACUACAAAAACCGAAGACUUGUUGAUUGGUUUGGAGGCGCUGUUGGUGCUUUUUGUAUGCAAGGAAUAAUUUGGCUCGCUUAUUACUGCUUUUUUUCUCCUGUAUUUUCUUUGCGUCAUGACUUCUAGUUAUGCACAUGUAAUGGACAGACAAGCAUCGAUAUCUAACCGCCUGGAGAGUCCGAUUACAUCCAAUCUGGAAAACCUACAGGCUAAAAAGAACUUUUCUGUAAGCCACCUGUUGGAUCUGGAGGAGGCGGGGGAGAUGGUUGGGACACAGACGGACGAGAGUACCGGAGAGGCGGGAAGGAGUAUGCUCGAGUCUCCGGGGCUGACCAGCGGCAGCGACACUACGCAGCAGGAGAAUGAGCAGCUGAACUCGGAGGAGAAGAAGAAGCGGAAACAGCGAAGGAACCGGACCACCUUCAAUAGCAGCCAGCUGCAGGCCCUGGAGAGGGUGUUCGAGAGGACGCACUACCCCGACGCCUUUGUCAGAGAGGACCUGGCGCGCCGGGUCAACCUCACCGAGGCGCGCGUUCAGGUAUGGUUUCAGAACAGGAGGGCUAAGUUUCGCAGGAAUGAGCGGGCAAUGCUGGCCAGCAAGAACGCUUCUCUUCUCAAGUCCUACUCCGGAGACGUGACGGCGGUGGAGCAGCCGAUUGUACCCCGUCCUGCUCCUCGACCGAACGACUACCUAUCCUGGGGCAGUGCCUCCCCGUACAGCUGGUAUCCAAUGCCGGAGGGAGCACCAGUGCAAGUUCCACAGAAAAUGCUGCCCUCAGAAAGCAACGCCAUGGCUACCUACCCACCCACAUGUUCCAACACCAACACCACCCAGGGAAUGAACAUGGCCAACAGCAUUGCCAACCUGCGCCUGAAGGCCAAGGAGUACAGCUUGAACCAGGUGCCCACCGUCAACUGAGCAAGACACAAAGGCUGUGGCACUGGAGGGAGGGGGCUGGUUUUACCGGACCCUUGUUGCCCAGUGGAGAUCCGCAGAGACCCAAGGCGGGUAACCAUCCGUCCCCUCCGGAAUUACAACAGAAGCUUGAUCUUGCCGGCACGUCAUCUUAUCGGUGAAUAUAAAUUCUCGCCCUGCACGGGACAGAAAUACAGAGCAAAACCCGAAAGGUUUGAGAACAUUCAAGAACAUUUAAAAAAAUGUGUCCAGCCAAGUUAGUCAAUGAAAACGUGUGGACGCUGUAACCUUUUUUUUAUUUGGUUUGAACUGGAGAAAAUUCAUUUACAAAAAAAGGAGCAUAUUAUUACUAACCUUGAGUGUUUUGAGCUGAGAAAAGGCAGAUUGUGUGCAUUUCGCUAGUCAUCACCACCGGAGCACAUCUCUGGCACAUCUCAAUGGUGUUUACUGGGGGAUUUUGGACACGGGCUCCAUGGUUUCUCCAGCUAUUGAACAGCCUGUCAUCUUUUCUGACACCCAACCAGAAUAAAACACCGGACCAACAUCAGCCGAUACAGGUACUGUCAGGACAACAGAAAAGGAGGAUUUCCUCCAGUAGAUAGACUGGGAAGAUUUGUGGGAACAUUUUCUAUUUUUAACAUUGUUUAUUUCAUUUUUCCAUUUAUACCACUGACAAGCAAAUGUCAUCAAUGCAUUAUGAUUUAUAUAAUGUACACUAUACAGGCAAGCUAAUGUAACUCAUUUUGAACCAAAGACCUAGUUGCUUUUUUGUCUUUGUAUGAUAUCACUCUUUGUAACAGAAAAUCUUAUAUUAUAAUAAAAUACAAC
Molecule: messenger RNA, 2274 nt
Organism: Megalops cyprinoides (Indo-Pacific tarpon)
Lineage: Eukaryota; Metazoa; Chordata; Actinopteri; Elopiformes; Megalopidae
Gene: prrx1b
Product: paired related homeobox 1b
Exons: 5
Coding region: 646-1449 (267 amino acids)
Biological process (GO): regulation of DNA-templated transcription
Molecular function (GO): DNA binding; DNA-binding transcription factor activity, RNA polymerase II-specific
Source: RefSeq, a predicted model, not a curated record